Hevea brasiliensis (rubber tree) is the source of this 1303-nucleotide messenger RNA. RefSeq names its product adenylate isopentenyltransferase 5, chloroplastic. The coding region runs from base 224 to 1189 and encodes 321 amino acids. Gene Ontology annotation, biological process: tRNA modification; cytokinin biosynthetic process. Gene Ontology annotation, cellular component: mitochondrion. The transcript is spliced from 2 exons. Gene Ontology annotation, molecular function: tRNA dimethylallyltransferase activity. NCBI's taxonomy places the organism in Eukaryota, Viridiplantae, Streptophyta, Magnoliopsida, Malpighiales, Euphorbiaceae. The record is from RefSeq and is a predicted model, not a curated record.
AAAUACCCUCAUUUGUUGCUUAACACAGGAAGCCAAAUAGCUUUGCUUUUGCAUACACAUAUCCCCCAUUUCUUCCCAACUUCUCUCAUCUCUUUCUCUCACACUUUUCUUUUCUUCUCCCUCUGCUGCUCACGCAAAAAGAGAAGCUUGUACAAGUACAACCCAUUUCAUUUCAUUCUCCUCUGCGACGAUUCGCUGCAUAUUAAAGGUAAUUAAGUGAAUAAUGAAUAUGAGGUUUUCGGCUUCGGUCCAAAAGCAAAUACAGCCCCUUGUGAAUUUACAAAGAGCCAUAAAUAUGGAGCCUUUCUUUCGCCGAAAAGAUAAGGUUGUGUUCGUUGUAGGCCCAACCGGCACUGGUAAAUCAAGAUUGGCUAUUGACCUCGCAACUCGUAUCCCAGCGGAGGUCGUUAAUUGCGACAAAAUGCAAGUCUAUAAAGGCCUCGAUAUAGUCACUAAUAAGGUGACUCAAGAGGAGUGUCGCGGUGUGCCUCAUCAUUUGAUAGGUGUAGUAGUAGACCCUAAUGCCAAUUUCACUUGCGAUGACUUUCGCUAUCAUGCCUCCGAUGCCGUCCAAUCCAUUGUCGCUCGUGAUCGCUUACCAAUCAUUGCUGGCGGUUCUAAUUCUUUCAUUGAGGCUUUAGCGAAUGAGGAUCCUGAUUUUCGAUUGAGGUAUGAAUGCUGCUUCUUUUGGGUGGAUGUAUCGUUGCCUGUGCUGCAUUCAUUUGUAGCUGAACGAGUCCAUCGAAUGGUGAAAGCUGGAUUGGUUAACGAGGUGAGAAACAUAUUUGAUCCAAACAAAACUAACUAUUCACAAGGAAUAAGACGAGCAAUUGGAGUCCCUGAAUUGGAUCAUUAUUUCCGAAGUGAAUCAAUAGUGGAUGCCAAAACUCGAGCCAAGCUCCUGGACGUAGCUAUUGCAAAAAUUACAGAGAACACAUGUAUUCUAGCGUGCCGUCAAUUGCAAAAAAUCCAUCGGCUUUAUAGUCGAUGGAGUUGGAAUAUGCAUCGCAUCGACGCUACAGAAGUAUUUUUAAAAAGCGGAGAAGAAGCUGAAGAAGCAUGGGAGAAGCUUGUGGCGGGUCCUAGUUCCAUGAUCGUGGAGCGAUUCGUUUACGAUGAAGAUCGUAUGGCUGCCAUUGUACCAUCACCCAUUCCUAUUCCCGCCAUGGCAGCCGCUGUAACUCGAUAGAACUGUCUGUCUUCAUUUGUGUUUCCUUGGCGAGACAAUUUUGGUGUUUGUAAGUAUGUAUUAUAGGAAAAUAAAAUAAAAAUUAUUAAAAAAAAAAGAAUAAAGAAUUUACAG